Symbiodinium sp. CCMP2592 is the source of this 1740-nucleotide messenger RNA. NCBI's taxonomy places the organism in Eukaryota, Dinophyceae, Suessiales, Symbiodiniaceae. The record is from the annotation of a GenBank genome assembly.
AUGUCCGUGGUUUCGACGAUCGGCAUCUCCGCCUUUUCCUUGGCAGGCCGGGAGUUGGCAAAGGUCGUUGUGCCACGAGAUGUCUCCGUGCGGGUGCUCGUCGAAGCGCUGGGAGCGACUGCUGGAAUCUCCUGGGAUGCCUGGCAGUUGACGUGGAAAGAUGAAGCCUUAGAGGACUGGAGCCUUCAACCCUUCAUCGACUCAGAGCUGUCUUCGGUGGAGCUUCAGGUAGUUCUCAAGCCGCAGCCUACGCAGCUGGAGCCCGAAAACGCUCUCGAACUCCUGCACUCCUUGAAGGAGCCUUACGACGGGCUGCGAAGCCUAAGCUUCGCCCUUGGGUCUCUCCGACAGCUCUCGCUGGGUGCGAAAGAUGACGAUCCGUGUCUCAAGGACUGCCGUGGCGAUGAAAGCAGCGGAGUCAUGUCAGAGCCUCAGAUGAACGCGCUCUCGUGUGCCGUUCUUGAUAGGAGGUUGCAGUGCACGGUGCUGUGCCUCCGCGGUGUGCUUCGGCCAAUGGCGAUGAUGGACCGCGUCGAGCACCGGCAAGACUCUUCUGACUUAGUCUCACUGCUGUCGCACAUGCCGCAGCUCACAUCCUUGGAUCUCUCCGGAAACCGCUUGGGGUACGCCAACACUUGCAUCGAGGCGCUUAGCACAGCGAUGCCCAAACUUCAAAAGCUGACUUACCUGAACCUUUCCUGCAACGGUUUCUUCUCCUUCCAUGGGGGCUCUGGUGCGACGCCACCCCAUGUGCCAUAUCUUUUCGUGAGCUUGCGGACUUUGACGGCCUUGGAAGUUUUGGACCUGCACUUGAACGACAAGGCCUUCGUCCGCAGUUUCGGCACAGAGCAGGAAGAGCUGGCUUCCUGGUAUGUGCCGAGCUUGCUGAAAGCGCUGCCAUCUUUGAAGAAGCUCCUCUUUGCUGCGAACGAUGUCGGGAUGAUCUCGGUGGCAGCCUUGGAGGCUGCGAGACAGCCGGGGUGUGAGAUCGACUACGGCUUGGAGGACCACGUCGCCAAGGCCCUCUCUUCGAUUCAGGAGCCUCGGAAAGAGGGCGUCUUCCGCCUGCCCCUCCUGGAUUUGGAGCCUGCGCAGCGGUCCUGGCCGGUCCGCGCAGCCUAUUACUGGCACCUGGGCUUCGGCCUCUCAGCUCUCGAGGAGGAGCUGAGGCGCAGCGUGGUUUCGGUGGACGUCUCCGGGUCCGGGCUGGGCCGCUCCUGGGCUGGGCUGGUCGAACACAUUCUGCCGCACUUCCCAGCGCUGUGUGAGCUGAACCUGCAGGAGACGCAGGUUUCUGUCGAAUUCCUCAUGGCUCUACACCAGCCGGCAUUCGGGUCCUUGAGAAGGAUUGACCUGGCAGGCUGUGGUUUGUGCCACUUCGCGAGCGUGAACAAAACGCCGCAGAUCGCGCGGGCAUUCUCGUUCUGGUCUGAGUCUUUGACUGAUCUGGAUCUCUCGCAAAACUUCAUAAGCGAAUACGGAGAUUUCUCACCAUGCCACUUGGAAUUCAACCUGCCUCCCCUAGUUCGUGGCCUGAAGCGCUUGAAGAGACUAGCCUUGCGUGACAACGAUAUUGGCGGCAGGCAGAACAAGCGUACCAGGUCUUCGAUUCGAGCUGCUUUCGACUUCGAAGCAGGAUCACUGGAAGUGCUUGACCUGCAGAGUAAUGAUCUGGAGUCUCCUGAGUGGGCCGAACUGGUGGACCGUCUGCGAGCGGUGGUGCCGCACGUGUACGCCUGA